AUGGUCGCACAAGAUCAAACUGUUGGAUGCUUUAGGCUUCUGGAGAACUCUAGCCGCUCAACUUGUCAAGGAUUGCUGCAGUAUCAAAGCAAAAAUGAGCAAUGGAAAGAGCGCUGGUUUCUCCUUGAUGAACAUAAAUUGACACUUGUCAAGUGCAAUAUAAUAGACCACCAACCAGCAGGCUCGCACGGUAGCAUAUUAGGUGGUGAUGUACUUAUCGCCGAUGCAAGACCACUGACGGAAGUGCAUUCAGCUCAUUUAAACAGUGACAAGAAUCCAAACAGUGACGCACUUUCAUUUAUUGGCUUUGAAAUUCUUACGCAAAAUGGUGCAAAAAUUGUUUUUCGCACCAAGUCGCUGAAAGAGCAAGACGUAUGGUUGACGGCUAUUCAUAAAAGCGCAAGUGGAUUUGCUAUGGGAGUUGCUGCUCGAUUGGCCGAUCGUGAGUUGCUUGCAGGCAAGUUCUCAUUGGUACGAGAACUUGGGCGUGGUGCCUCAGGCAUUGUCUCCCUCUAUACAUGGCAAGGUAAACCUUAUGCCAUAAAAAAAUUUGUUUCGCAGAAGAGCAAAGCUUUGCCAAAUCGUCGAGCAAUUCCUGUUGUUACUAAUAGACGAUUGUCCGCUCGAAUUAGCGAAACGAACGCGAUUCCUGACGAGGUUCGUCGAGAAGUGGCUUUGUUAAAAAAGGCUAGCAAUCUUCCUUAUAUCAUCCGCCUCCACGAUGUUAUCCUUGACAAGGAACAUAAAGAAUACUAUUUGGUUAUGGAGUACAUGGGAGGUGGCGCCGUUGCCGAGUGGGACGAUUCUCGAAAGUGCUAUGUCAGCUCUCGAGCUAAGAGUACGGCUAGUGGCAACACAUGUUUGCUAAGUGAAAGCACUGUGCGUUUAUACGUGACUAACCUUGUGGUUGCCAUUCAAGGCCUUCAUUUAAAUAACUUAGCUCACCGCGACAUUAAACCCGAAAACCUCAUGGCGAAUGAAAUGCACACCUUAUGCAAGUUGGGUGAUCUUGGAGUUGCUCGGUAUUUUAAAGAGGAGAACGGUGAGCUUCAAGACGAAGAAGAUUUGGGAGCAAUUGAAUUGUGGAAUCUUGAUCACGGUAUGUCCCAACCUCUGCUGAAUACAUCAAUGAGUGGAGCGGAUGAGAGUUCGAAGCAUCUCAAAGGAAUGAUUAAGUCAACAAAAGGAACAUUUCAAUUCUUACCUCCCGAAUCGCUUAAAGGCGAUGCCUUUUGUGCCUUCAAGGCAGACAUUUGGGCUAUUGGAGUAACCAUGUACGCUUUGUUAUUCGGCUCGCUUCCAUUUUAUUCAAGAGAUAUAAGCGAACUCUUUGAUAAGAUUGAAAAUGACCCUCUCAGUUUCCCUCCUUGCGAGGAUAAUGACGCAAAAGAUUUGCUUAGAGGAAUUCUGGAAAAGGAUCCGGAGAAACGUAUGACGUUGGACGGUAUAUUGCAGCACAGGUGGACACACCGCAACAUCAACUCAAAGAAUUUACUGAAGCAAUCAAAUGCUUUAAAAUUAUCCCCCUCUUUGCUGGUUGAAGAUCAUGAGCUUGGAGGCGCUGUAUCAAUUCACCAGACUAAUUUUCUUAAGGUAGCAGCUGCUGUACGUCACGACACGCUUAAUGAUCUGACCAUCGAUGUGGACGCUAAUGUUUCUUUAAAUGAAAACUACAAACCUACUCCAAUUGACACAUCUCAGACAAAACUUCCAGAGUGGUUCGAACCCCAUCGAGAACUCGUUACGGCACAGAUGCACUACGAUUGGUGCCACAAUAAAGCAUCAAAAGGGUGGAAGUAUGGUAGCGUUCGAGAUGAUGCAAAAUUAGUGCAUCCUUAUAUGUUGCCCAUGCGAGCAUUGGACGAAAUUGCGCAAGCACGCAAUUUUUCAUCAGUCGAUGAGGUUAUCAAGUGCAUUGUUGCGCUCGGAGUAGAAGUUGCCUACCGCCGGCCGGUGAAGGAAAAAUCACGAGAUAUCCCUUUGUCAUCAAAUCUCGUUCAUUUGUCGUGGGAAAUUAUGAUGCUUAUCGAUCUUCUUGCUGAAAAUUCGCACGAGGUGUGGGCGACAGAGUACGCAUCUAACGGCUGGUGCUAUGGUGUUGAGUUCGAUGAAGUUUCAAAGACGCAUCCGUCGCUUAAAUCGUACAUGCUACUCGAUGAAACUGAUAAAAGUCUCACGCGCGAAAGCGUGACGUCUGUUCUCAAGUCAUGCAUUUAUCUUGGCUGCACUUUUUCGAUAGCGCAUCGUGGUCGCAAACGCUGGCAAAUUUGA
Molecule: messenger RNA, 2271 nt
Organism: Plasmopara halstedii
Lineage: Eukaryota; Oomycota; Peronosporomycetes; Peronosporales; Peronosporaceae
Product: camkk protein kinase
Exons: 1
Coding region: 1-2271 (756 amino acids)
Biological process (GO): intracellular signal transduction; protein phosphorylation
Cellular component (GO): cytoplasm
Molecular function (GO): protein serine/threonine kinase activity; ATP binding
Source: RefSeq, a predicted model, not a curated record